AUUCAUUCAUUCCUUCUUCUCCUACCCCCUUUCAUUUUUUGCGUUUACUCCGUUUCUAAAUGGCUUCCGAUCGGUUGACUCGAGUUCACAGUCUCCGCGAGAGGCUUGAUGAGACUCUCACAGCGCACAGGAACGAAAUCUUGGCCCUCCUCUCAAGGAUUGAAUCCAAGGGCAAGGGGAUUCUGCAGCACCACCAGGUCAUUGCAGAGUUCGAGGAGAUCCCUGAAGAAAACAGACAGAAGCUAAUUGACGGGGCUUUCGGAGAAGUCCUCAGAUCUACCCAGGAAGCCAUAGUUCUGCCACCGUGGGUUGCCCUGGCUGUCCGCCCCAGACCUGGUGUUUGGGAGUACCUGCGCGUGAAUGUGCACGCUCUUGUUGUCGAAGAGCUUCGUGUUGCAGAGUACCUGCGCUUCAAGGAGGAGCUCGUUGAUGGAAGCUCGAACGGCAACUUCGUGCUCGAGUUGGACUUCGAGCCGUUCAGCGCAUCAUUCCCCCGACCGACUCUGAACAAAUCGAUCGGAAAUGGUGUCGAGUUCCUCAAUCGUCACCUUUCAGCGAAGCUGUUCCAUGACAAGGAAAGCAUGCACCCACUGCUUGAAUUUCUCAGGCUUCACAGCUUCAAGGGAAAGACUAUGAUGUUGAACGACAGGAUCCAGAACCUGAACUCCCUCCAACAUGUUCUCAGGAAGGCCGAGGAUUAUCUCACCACACUCGCUCCUGAGACUCCCUACUCCGAGUUCGAACACAGAUUCCAGGAGAUCGGUUUGGAAAGAGGGUGGGGAGACACCGCCGAGCGUGUCCUAGAGAUGAUCCAGCUUCUGUUGGAUCUUCUCGAGGCACCUGAUCCCUGCACUCUCGAGACAUUCCUCGGAAGAAUCCCCAUGGUGUUCAACGUUGUCAUCCUCUCUCCCCACGGUUACUUUGCUCAGGAUAAUGUCUUGGGAUACCCCGAUACCGGUGGUCAGGUUGUUUACAUCUUGGAUCAAGUUCGUGCCUUGGAGAACGAGAUGCUCCAACGCAUUAAGCAUCAAGGCUUGGAUAUCAUCCCUCGCAUUUUCAUUAUUACUCGUCUUCUGCCAGAUGCAGUAGGAACUACCUGUGGCCAACGUUUGGAGAAGGUCUUCGGUACUGAGCACUGCCAUAUUCUUCGUGUUCCCUUCAGGGACGAGAAGGGCAUGGUUCGCAAGUGGAUCUCCAGAUUCGAGGUCUGGCCAUACCUGGAAACCUACACCGAGGAUGUUGCUCAAGAGCUUACCAAGGAGUUGCAAGGCAAGCCAGAUCUGAUCAUUGGAAACUACAGUGACGGAAACAUUGUUGCCUCUUUGUUGGCACAUAAAUUGGGUGUUACUCAGUGUACAAUUGCUCACGCACUUGAGAAGACCAAGUACCCAGAUUCUGACAUUUACUGGAAGAAAUUCGAAGACAAAUAUCACUUCUCCUGCCAAUUUACCGCUGAUCUUUUCGCAAUGAACCACACCGACUUCAUCAUCACCAGUACCUUCCAGGAGAUUGCUGGAAGCAAGGAUACUGUCGGACAGUACGAGAGCCACACUGCUUUCACCCUUCCCGGACUCUACAGGGUAGUUCACGGUAUCGAUGUGUUCGAUCCCAAGUUCAACAUUGUUUCCCCCGGUGCCGACAUGAGCAUCUACUUCCCGUACACUGAAACUAAGCGCAGGUUAACCUCCUUCCACCCCGAGAUCGAAGAACUUCUCUACAGCUCCGUCGAAAAUGAAGAGCACAUUUGUGUGUUGAAAGACCGGAACAAGCCAAUCAUCUUCACCAUGGCUAGAUUGGACCGUGUGAAGAACAUCACAGGACUAGUCGAGUGGUACGGGAAGAACGCCCGCCUGCGAGAGCUGGUGAACCUCGUGGUUGUGGCCGGUGACAGGAGAAAGGAGUCGAAGGAUUUAGAAGAGAAGGCUGAGAUGAAGAAGAUGUACGGUCUGAUCGAGACUUACAAAUUGAACGGGCAAUUCAGGUGGAUCUCAUCUCAGAUGAACAGGGUGAGGAACGGAGAGCUAUAUCGUGUGAUCUGUGACACCAAGGGAGCUUUCGUGCAGCCUGCUCUGUACGAGGCUUUUGGUCUGACCGUCGUGGAGGCCAUGACCUGUGGUUUGCCAACUUUCGCCACCUGCAACGGUGGUCCGGCUGAGAUCAUCGUCCACGGCAAAUCUGGAUUCAACAUUGAUCCAUACCACGGUGACCGCGCCGCCGAGAUCCUGGUUGACUUCUUUGAGAAGUGCAGGGUUGAUCCAUCUCACUGGGACACCAUCUCCCAGGGCGGUCUGAAGCGUAUUCACGAGAAGUACACAUGGCAGAUUUACUCUCAGAGGCUUCUCACUCUCACCGGCGUGUAUGGCUUCUGGAAGCACGUGUCCAACCUCGACCGCCGUGAGAGCCGCCGCUACCUCGAGAUGUUUUACGCCCUCAAGUACCGCAAAUUGGCUGAGUCCGUGCCCCUUGCCGUUGAGUAACAAGAGAAGACUAUAGUUAAAAUGUUAAGAGAUGAAGAGUCGGCUUUCGCACAUUUGAAGUUCCCCCCCAAGUUUUUACAACUAAUAAUAUCAUUGUUUGAUAUUGUUCUUAGGAUUUGAGUUGAAUAUGAAAAAAAAAAAGUUUUGUUUGCCUUUCUACUUUUUUUUCGUGGUCCAAUUAUUGUAUGCGAUUGCAAAUCUAUCAAUUCAAUUUUAAGCCGUGCCUUCUUCA
Molecule: messenger RNA, 2709 nt
Organism: Prosopis cineraria
Lineage: Eukaryota; Viridiplantae; Streptophyta; Magnoliopsida; Fabales; Fabaceae
Product: sucrose synthase
Exons: 13
Coding region: 60-2477 (805 amino acids)
Biological process (GO): sucrose metabolic process
Molecular function (GO): sucrose synthase activity
Source: RefSeq, a predicted model, not a curated record